This is a messenger RNA of Brenthis ino (lesser marbled fritillary), 564 nucleotides long. Lineage: Eukaryota; Metazoa; Arthropoda; Insecta; Lepidoptera; Nymphalidae. The record is from the annotation of a GenBank genome assembly.
AUGGCUCUUGAGCGCGAUAUAUUCGGCUCGUAUGUAAAACAACUCGGAAAAUCCAUAACGGCCGCGGAAAACCCUUUUAAUAUACGCCACGUAAAUAGAGGCGAGCGGGCGCGGCGUGCGGUGCGGGCGGCGCGGGACGCGGGGGCGGCGGCCAGCGGCGGCGGGCGGGCGCGGGGGGCGGGGGCGCGCGCUCAUUGGCGGAGGAGGGCCCGCCCCCGCGCGCGCUCCGGAAAAAAACCUCGGAAAAAAGCGGUGAGCGCGCGGCAGUGCCUCACGGACGCGCUCGGUGGGCGGACGCUCGGCCGCUCGGAGAGACGGCGCGACCCACGACCGGCGGCCGCGGCCGCGCCAUGCCCGCGCUGGCCCUGCGCGACCAGCCGCUCGACUGCUCCAUGCGCCUGCGCGACGCGCCUGCCUGGCCGCCACCGCGCGCCCAGCGCCACCACGGUCAGUCUUCACCACCACCGCCCCGACCACCGCCUGACCGUCACCAGACCACACUCUGACCGCGCGCCACCACGCCGCAGUGUGACCGCUCUGCGCGCGCCUGUUGGUCUCCACAGA